Molecule: messenger RNA, 5280 nt
Organism: Rhopilema esculentum
Lineage: Eukaryota; Metazoa; Cnidaria; Scyphozoa; Rhizostomeae; Rhizostomatidae
Source: RefSeq, a predicted model, not a curated record
UUCGCCCUUUGUGGGCUCGUCAGUGCAGCACAGAGCUUGUCUGAGACACAACCUGAGCUAUGCUGUCAGAGCAACAAGGCAGUUUAACGGAUUGAUUGUGGGACCCUGCCAGAGUGCUCAAACAGCGCAUGCGCAGUGAGCUUCGCAUAAUGCUAGAAGCAGGUCCCCACAGAGUCCCAGACAUAGAGUGCUCGACCAAACUAGUGUAAGGGAGCGUAAUACUCAAUCUGCAGACAGUACUGUUUCGCCCUUUGUGGGCUCGUCAGUGCAGCACAGAGCUUGUCUGAGACACAACCCGAGCUAUGCUGUCAGAGCAACAAGGCAGUUUAACGGAUUGAUUGUGGGACCCUGCCAGAGUGCUCAAACAGCGCAUGCGCAGUGAGCUUCGCAUAAUGCUAGAAGCAGGUCCCCACAGAGUCCCAGACAUAGAGUGCUCGACCAAACUAGUGUAAGGGAGCGUAAUACUCAAUCUGCAGACAGUACUGUUUCGCCCUUUGUGGGCUCGUCAGUGCAGCACAGAGCUUGUCUGAGACACAACCCGAGCUAUGCUGUCAGAGCAACAAGGCAGUUAAUAUAUAUAUAUAUAUUGGGCCCUUUGGCUCAGUGGAAUGAGUGGGGGUUUUUGAAGCAGCAAACUGGAGUUCGAUUUCGACCAAGAGUGGUUCGAUAUAAUUGGGUAGCACCCUUGUGGAAAGAUUUUCCUCUUGUCAGCCUUCGCCUUAUGAUUAGAUAUGUACAUUUAUAUUUAAAUAUAGAUAUUGCUAAGCUUCUGUUGUUAUUGCUGGAGUUCUGACAUCGUUCCCAAAUCCUUUUUUCCACAAUAAUACCUCUUAAAAGCGGACAUUGUGUUUUAUUUUCUACAUUUACGCCAAUAGAGAUCGGUAGGCUGAAUAAAAAUCAAUAAAAUGGCUAUUUCUUUUUUACUAGCUGAACAAAGAGUUUUACCAAAUUCUUGGCGUUAAUCACAAGAUGACGGCAGCAUACCAUCCGCAGACAAAUGGUUUAGACGAAAGGACAAAUCAGAAUAUAAAAAGGUAUAGAGUUGAUUUAUUAUGCAGCAUGUUGUGAUUUUAAUACUCCUGAUCUUGGUGCCCUCUUUUUUGUCGAAAAAACUCUUUUUUAGAAGAACAAUUUCAUAGAACACGAGCCUCAAUAGAAAAUUGGUCAAAAGUUAAGAACAAAUUAAACAAUUUCGAACAACGUUCUCAAAAACGAGAAUUUUAAGCCAUGUGUGGGUGCUUUUUCGAUGAAUAUUCAAACUUGUUGGCAAAUGAAGGUUGUCUCACUCACUUUGUUGGCAAAUGAGGCCUGCAUACCUCCCUAGCAAUCGCAUUGCUUACACCCUAAUAAUUUAAGAACAAAAGAGCCCGGGGCCUUAAUAGAGCUUUUACGGUAUUUAAAGUGGAGUUUUAAAAUGUUAACUUGUUUUUAUAUCAAUAAAAUAUUUUCUGGAGUAAAAUGCUUAUUUUUGAGGAUCAUAAACUCUAUUAAUUCACUUUUGAAUCUAUAUCUUAAAUUUACUUUAAGGCGUUUAGAGAAGCUUUUUUCAGAGGAGGAGUCCCUUGAUCAUUGGGACGAGCUUAUUGACCCAAUACUGUUUUCAAUCAGAACAACAAAAAGCUCUACCACAAAAUUUUCUCCUUUUCAAUUGAUGUAUGGCCGAGAAGCCCUGCGACCAAUCGAAACUACAGAGAUCGUUAGUGAUUUAUCUGAGAAGAGAAAACAGCUCCCAUUAGAAGAUGCAAUUGUUGCCUUCAUCAACAAGAUAAAUGAUGUGAAAGGAAAGAAAGAUGAGAUUGCAAAAAAAACAUCAAGAUUUCACAAGAGAAGCAAAAAAAGUACUACAGAAAAAGAAGACUUCCUGAUGGAAAGAAGGCCAUUACAUUUUCUGUUGGUGAAAAGGUGCUGCUGUUCACUGCUCGUCAAACCACCCGCAAAGGAGACAAGCUUGCCAAGAAAUGGACAGGACCGUAUGCAUUUCGGAGAUUGUUGGAUCAAAGCAUGUCUUCCUUGAUGGUAAAAAAGUGAAAAAAACAUGAAGCACCUAAAACCUUGGAUUUUCGAAGAAGAAAAAACCGAAAGUAAAACUGAGACGAGGCCUAACGCGGAAGACAACACAAAUAAUCUGGUGCCAAAUCCUACUCUCGAUGAAGGUGAGAAUGAGGCUGAAGAGAUUGUAGAUCGGGACAUGAAGCAAAAGAGCAAAUCAAGAAUUCACGAGAAUGAUGAUUCUGAAAUUGCUUUUGCAGAUAAUACUAAUGUGACUGGUUUCUGUGAAGAUGAUAGCAUGUUGCCAAAUCAGGAACAGUUCGAGCAUAACCUCAAAAGUUAUCCAGAAAUGAAUGCGCAAUCUUUGCCUAUAGUUUCCAGAACCGAGCCUAAAAAGGAAGAUGAGGGCAUCAUUGUCAGCCAGACAAAUGAUGAAGAUAAUGGGGAGGCGUAUGCAUUCAAGGUAUCUUCGUCGUUUGUCACAAGAUGGCAGGUGAUUUCGAUAGAAGAUGACGACCCAAGUGUCCACCUACGACCAUCUGACAAGGCUCUACGAAAACAGGAAUUGCCUCCCAACGCUGUCGUUGACACCAUAUGGGAAUGUGGCGGUGUUGGAUAUUGCGUAAGCAACAUCAAUGGUAUAAGCCUCAGUGAUAACCGAAUCCUAGAGCUGAAGGGCGAAUCAUACCUUUCAGAUGAGGUGAUAGACUUGUAUUUGGUUCUUCUGUCGAGGCUAUACAGCAACCAAAAUACAAAUAUUUUGGUCAUUGGCUCCUGCAUCAUGUCCGAAAUUUGCAAUGGACUGUGCUACAAGCAAAAGCUAAGGAAGGUAAAAAUUGAGGAUUACGACUUUGUGGUUGGUGGAAACAACAUGAAUUCAUGUCAUUGGACUCUAGUUAUGGUGAAGCCCAAAGAAGGAACAUUAAUGUUCCUUAAUUCAUUUGGUGAGCUUCAAAGUCAGCUGGCAACACUCAUGAAAAACUGGAAAUUAUUCUGGCGAAACAGGGUGGCAUAUCUCAAUGCACCGACAAUUGCGUGGAGAUACGUAGCGCUAUUGCAUCCAAAACAAACUGAUGGGUUUAACUGCGGUAUGCUUUCUGUUUGUACACAAUAAAGGUAUGCUUUCUGUUUGUAUCAAAAAGUAUUAAGGAUAAAGAAGAAGUAUAGCAAAUUUGAAUGGUACCUGUUAGUCUAGGCGAGUUUAGCUCAAUAAAUUUUCACUUAAUUUUAGAAGACUGUAUGUUUUUGUCUGUCUGAAAAAAUUUCUGUUUGUGGUACUCAUUCAUGGAAAAAUAAAUUUAUCUGUAUUGCUAUCAGUUUGCAGAACAGAUAAUACACCUUUCCCGAAUUCCAUUGGCCUCGUAUUCGAGUCAGCUGAAAUCGAGGACAAGCUUGAUAAACAGCCGACUUCCGCGGAAAUUUAAUAGGUUGUCUGGUGAGUAGUGUGGUGCGUGAUCUUGUUCUUUUCUCUCAAACGUUAUAGAUUUGAUUUGGAAGAAUCAUUAUCUUAAAAAAACUAAAACAGAAGUUUUGGCAGAAGAUUCAAAUGUUAAUUCGGUACCUCGCAAUGUCGCCCAGCUGAACUUGAUGGUGGCGGGUCAGGCGUAUACUGUUGCAUCCCACUAUGUAAAAACGCUACAUACAACCGAGAAAAGCAGAAGUCAGGUAUCCGUUUUUUCAGAUUCCCGAAGGAUAAAGAAAUGAAGGUUAAAUGGAUAAACAUGAUAAAGCAAUUUCGACGAAGCGGAGGUGCUGAUACGUUUAAAGUGACAAGCUCGACUGUAGUAUGUGAAUUUCACUUCAAAACCAGCGAGAUAAAAGUUUCUUCUGAUUGCGGAAAAAAGUCCUUGGUACCUGGUGCUGUUCCAACUAUUUUCAAAUUCAAGCCAAAGAUUAGCAAGGCAUGCAAAGCUCCACUUGACUGCAGUAAUAUGCCAAGUUCCAGUAGGCCAGUUUCGAAUCAGUCAUCAGAAAAAACGGAAGUCGAGCUUCCGGACACCGGCAAUGUUCCAGGUUGUUUAAAUUGUGCAUGUCACGAACAAGAAAUUGAAAAAUUGCAAAAAGAGAGAUCCUUUCUAGAAGAAGAGCUGCAUGAAUUGCGAAGAGAGAACAUUUAUAUUAAAGAAGAAUUGGAGUCUUUGAGAACUAAUUCUAUUUACAAUUUCAGUAACAUUUCAAGCUGUCCUGAAUUAUUUGUUAAAGCUACUGGCCUAGAAGUGAAAGCUUUUCAAGAUUUGUUUGUUUUUUUAAAACCUGGAGAAAAUUGCAACAACAUUAAAUUUUAUGAAACUAUAAAACGUGCAGAGACCGACAACAAUGCCACAGCAAGACCCACAUCAGCAUUCCCAGGAAAGAAACGUGGCCCAAAACCAAAAUCUGAACCAAUAGAUCAACUGUUUAUGUGUUUGACAUGGUUAAAAAAUGGGUUUACUUUGUCACACAUGUCUUGGUUGUUCAAGUUGCCAAAAUCUACAAUUUCUCGACAUCUAAUAUCUUGGAUAAAUUUUCUCUAUUUCUCUCUUGGCAGUCUUCCAAUCUGGCCAUCAAAAGAAGUGGUCCAAAAGUCAAUGCCUGCAUCCUUUAAGAAAACUUUUCCAUCAACACGCUGCAUAAUAGACUGUACAGAGCUAUUUUGUCAAAGACCUUCAUCACUUGCCAUUCAAAGUAGUCUCUACUCCUCCUAUAAACAUCAUGUCACCUACAAAGCAUUAAUUGGCAUUGCUCCUUCUGGUGCUAUAACAUUUGUUGGCCAGCUCUUUGAUGGUUCCAUUUCUGAUAAGGAAAUUGUUAAGAGAAGUGGUUUUCUUAAUAGUUCGCUGUGGGAUGAAAGAGAUAGCCUGAUGGCAGACAGAGGCUUUACAAUAUCUGAAGACUUGAAACCUUUAAAAGUGCAGUUAAAUAUACCUGCAUUUCUUGGUGGAAUAGACCAGUUAUCUGAAGAAGAGGUCUUGAACAGCCAAACUAUUGCAUCUGUGCGCAUUCAUGUGGAGAGGGCAAUUCAACGAGUCAAAAAAUUCAGGCUUAUCAGAAAUGAAAUACCUUUGGUUUUGCAUGGCUCAGUGAAUCAAAUUUGGACUGUCUGUUGUCUGUUGUGUAACUUUAUGCAUUCUAAAAAUAUCAAGCUUAAAUUUUCACCAUAAAUCUUGAUAUCUUUGUAUAAAUUCAUCAAUCAAACAGGUUGUUUUUUUUACUGAGAAUCUAAUUCAUUAAAAAAGCUAUAUUAUUAGGAGCUAUUGAAUAUGAAUAGAAAAUAUUAGUUAUGGAAUAUAUAUUUAUAUCAAGAACCUGCAU